AUGGAAGAUUUUCAGAAAAUAACAGAAAAUGAAAAUCAGUUGAAGAAAACAAGUAAGGAAAAUCAUGAUGCUGCACAUGACGAUUCAGAAUUGGAUUUAGAUGAUACCAAUUUGGAUUUGGAUGAUUACGAUGACAAAUAUGAUGCUGCUACCAAUCAUGGAGCUCAUGACGAUGAUGUUGAUGAAGAUGGUGAUGACGCAGACGACGACAUGGAACAAGAUCAUGAUAUUGAUGAUGACGACAAUCAUAACGCUGCUGAUGAUGAUGGCACUUCUGAAGCUAUUGAAGAUGAUGUUAAUGAUGUUGACCAAGAUGACGUUGCUGUUGUUGAAGAAGCUCAUGUCAAUGAAGAUGAUGUUGAUGACAACGAAGAUUAUGAUGAUGACAGUCAUGAAGCUAAUGAUGAUGAUGAUGUUGAUAAUGAUCCAAGUGUGCAGAAUAAUGAAGAAACUGCGACAAAUAAACUGAAUCAGUUGGAACAAGCAUGUGCUGAUCAAGCAAACGAGAAAACACCUGCUAAAAGUGCAGAAAUUCCCAAAGAACAGAAAAAUAAUCUAAGGAAACAACUUGCCUCUGACAUUCCAGUUGAAGCUUUUGAGGCAACAAAGAAUGCUGAAAUAUUUGGAAGAAAAAUUACAAUUUCAUGCACUUUAUCUACUUCACACCCCAAGAAACGCAAGAAGAGAGCCUGGAAGUAUAAACGAAGAAAAUUUAAACGAACUUCAAAGACAAUGAAAUUGCUGACACAGCAUGAAGAUGAAAAAGCUGCAUUAUGCAUUGAAGCUCAACGGAACCUCCUCAGUUUACAUCAAGCACAUAUACGACAGUAUAAGAAACGUCGAAAACCUGCCUGCAAAUAUAAACUUGGACACCAAAUGCCAAUCCAGCCUGAACUGAAACUUCCACUUGGAUUGAAUCUUCGACUUGAACUGCAACUUGGACUUAAACUUCGUCCCAAAUUCUUCGGUCCUUAUGAGUCAGUUCAUCCCUCUGAUUGUUACGAAGUACGAAAGAUACGCUAUGAAGGAACCAUUAUGAUAUCAACCUAUCAACCACCAGGCGAGGACGCCUGGCAAGGCAGAAUGGCCGUGUGGACAUUCGAUUUUACAACGUAUCGACCUUUCGCCUUCCUGCACCUGGCAACCGCAUCAGCAGCUAGAUGA
Messenger RNA from Stegodyphus dumicola, 1164 nucleotides. RefSeq lists its product as uncharacterized. NCBI's taxonomy places the organism in Eukaryota, Metazoa, Arthropoda, Arachnida, Araneae, Eresidae. The record is from RefSeq and is a predicted model, not a curated record.